Molecule: messenger RNA, 5718 nt
Organism: Penicillium antarcticum
Lineage: Eukaryota; Fungi; Ascomycota; Eurotiomycetes; Eurotiales; Aspergillaceae
Product: DNA-binding ATPase
Exons: 3
Coding region: 1-5718 (1905 amino acids)
Molecular function (GO): ATP hydrolysis activity; ATP-dependent chromatin remodeler activity; TBP-class protein binding
Source: RefSeq, a predicted model, not a curated record
AUGGCUUCCCGCCUCGACCGUCUUGUCACGCUUCUCGAGACGGGCAGUACGCAGUUGAUCCGCAACACCGCUGCGCAACAGCUAGCGGAUGUCCAGAAACAACAUCCCGAUGAGCUGUUCAACUUACUCGGGCGCAUCUUGCCCUAUCUCAGAUCCAAGUCCUGGGAUACAAGGACAGCUGCAGCCAAGGCGAUUGGCCUAAUCGUAUCAAAUGCCGACCCUUAUGAUCCAAAUGAGGAUGAUGGCCUCCAAAUCAAGUCAGCCGCAGAGCACGAUGACGUUGAGAUCAAGUCAGAGAUCAAGUCUGAAGAACCCACUCCGAGUAAUGGUCUCCUCAAGUUGGAUACUUUGGAUAUCGCAUCUGUAUUGAAAUUCGGCAAGCGACUCCUCGGCAGUGCGGGCAAAGAGUAUGAAUAUUCGCUCGCAUCCAUGGAGCCGGCAGCCAGAUUGCAACAUCAAAAGAAGACCUUAGCCGCACGUCUCGGCCUGAAAGGCGAGUAUGACGACGAUGAACUCAUGGAGGAUAUCGAUCUCGCCCCCAAGGUGGUGACUCCCGCUCCAAAGCGCGAGCCGGAAAUUGCUCCCAUUUCUCGACAAAACAGCGUGCAGGAUCCUCCCUCCCGUCGGCCCUCGUCGCCAAAUGAACCCGCAAUCAAAGAAGACGUUGGACUGAGCAAGCGGCAACUCAAUCAGCUCAAACGCAAGAACAAGCAAAAUGCCAAGAUGGGAGCUAACAAGGUCCGUGUUGUGGAUCUCUCUUCUCGGCGCCAAUCUGACAUUGUUACGACCCCUGUGACUACUCCCCACCCCGUCAAGUCCGAGAACGACAGUGAACAGAAUGGCGAGACGAAACCCGACUAUUUUUCUCUUGAACGCGCCGAAGAUGACGAUGACUCCAAACUGGUCACGGAAUUCAAGGGACCCAUCGCCCCUGAGCGACCUCACAUUCAACCGGAGAUCGUGGAGCAAGGCGGAGGAUGGCCAUUGGAGCACAUGUGCGAAUUUCUUACCAUGGACAUCUUCGAUUCAAAUUGGGAGGUUCGACACGGUGCGGCGAUGGCUCUACGUGAAGUGAUCAGGGUCCAGGGCAUUGCAGCUGGCCGCCUAGAUGGGAAGUCUCGUGAAGAAAACGACGCCCUCAACCGCCGCUGGUUAGAUGACCUUUCAUGCCGACUACUAUGUGUUCUCAUUCUGGACCGAUUCGGUGACUACAUUUCCGACAAUGUUGUGGCCCCCAUCCGGGAAACUGUGGGCCAGACCCUCGGUGCCCUCCUUUCACACCUACACCCCAAAUCAGUUCGAUCAUCCUACCGUUGUCUUUAUCGCAUUAUCAUGCAAAAUGACCUAGGAUUGAGUCGCCCCGUAUGGGAGGUCUGCCAUGGUGGCAUGAUCGGCCUUCGGUACCUCGUUGCAGUUCGAAAGGACUUGCUUGUCAAGGAUUCCAGUAUGAUGGACGGGGUCUUGGAGGCUGUGAUGAAAGGCUUGGCCGAUUUCGAUGAUGAUGUUCGGGCUGUCAGCGCUGCGACUCUUGUCCCCAUCGCAGAAGAGUUUGUCACAUCCCGGACUGGAACUCUCGGUCCUCUGAUGAACAUUGUCUGGGAUUGUCUCUCCAACCUACAAGACGAUCUUAGUGCCAGUACCGGUUCUGUGAUGGAUCUUUUGGCUAAGCUAUGCACAUUCUCCCAAGUUCUGGAUGCCAUGAAGGCAAAUGCUGCGGAUGAUCCAGAGGCAUCGUUCGGAAAACUGGUUCCUCGCCUCUAUCCCUUCCUCCGCCAUACCAUCACCAGUGUUCGCUCUGCCGUGCUUAGAGCUCUUAUGACAUUCCUGAAUCUAGAAGGCGAAGGCACCACCGACUGGGUAGAUGGCAAGGCACUACGAUUAAUCUUCCAGAAUCUUCUCGUGGAGCGCAAUGAGGGUGUCUUGAAGCUAUCUAUCCAAGUCUGGUCUGAGCUGCUCAAGGUUGUUGAGAUGCGUGGCUCAUUUAAAUCCGAGGCCGAGCUGUCAGAAUCCGUCCAACCUCUGGUCACCUUGACUUUGGGUGCUUUCGGUGUGCCACGAUACCCUAUCCCCAUGAACGCCUCGCUAUUCAUCAAACCGUCCGGCGUACCAUUCUGUGCCCCCCCUGCUCCCCCUCCCUCCAAAUCCUCACCUCCCCUCGCAACUCCCGGCGGAGCCGAGACGCCCAAGCCGGGACGCAGACGCAAGUCAGAGAAGAAGGAAGCGCCCCCUCCUUCAGCUCACAAUGUGGAUGGGCAUAUGCUAUCCGGUGAUAUUGAUCUCGUUGGGGCGGAUACCAUGCUGAGAUCAAAGAUCUAUGCUGCCAAGGCAUUAGGUGAACUGAUUUCCUUCUGGGACAAGUAUGAGCUUCCAAGUCUUUGGCCGGCGAUCCUGGAUGCACUUAAGCUCUCUGCAUCUACAACACAGCUUUCUUCCGCAAUGGUCAUGGAGGAGUAUGCUCGCCGCGCUGGAUCAGAGAGCAAUUACACCACGACGUUGACUGAACAUCUCCGGCCUAUCCUUGAAGGCGAGCGUCCAUCGUGGUAUGCCGACAUUGCAUGCUAUCUCCAUGUCGCCCGCGCUCAGUGCCAUUCGUUGCUGAACACGUUCCGCGACCAUGCACAUGUUGCACCCUCCCGACUGCCCACAUUGGCUGUCGUUGUACAGGGCGACGCAGAAGCUGGACCCAAUGCCUUCUCCUUGGCUGAUGCCGAGAAGAUUGUUGGACCCGACUUUGACCGUCUGAAGAAGAACCUGACACCCGCUCAACGUAUCACUGCUACCCAAGUAUUGAAUGAUACCCGCGCCACUGCCCAAUCUGCCGUCGAUGAGGCAAGAUUAAUGAGAGAACAGCGAGACAUGCGUGUCCUGGCCGCAACCGCAGGUGCCCUCAUCGCAUUGCGCGAUAUCCCCAAGAAGCCUGGUCAUAUUAUCAAGGGCAUGAUGGACAGUGUCAAGAAGGAAGAGAAUGUGGAGCUCCAACAGCGCUCUGCAACCGCUGUCGCAGGUCUCAUCGAGUAUUACACAGCUGCCACGAAGCGCGGACCAGUGGACAAGAUCAUUGGAAACUUGGUCAAAUAUUGCUGCGUGGAUACGUCCGAAACACCCGAGUUCCCUCACAACGCUCAAUUGGAGAAAUCGAUCUUGUCUCUGCGCAAGGAAGAAGAUCGACGCGACCAUCCCGAUGCGGCCAAGUUCGAAAGAGAAGCCAAGGAGGCACGCAUUAUGCGCCGUGGUGCCAAGGAUGCAUUGGAGCAGCUGACCGUCAAAUUUGGCGCUGACCUUCUGGAGAAGGUUCCCAACCUCGCGAAACUUGUUGAGCGGCCAUUGCGAGAUGCUUUGGCAUCCGACGAACUUCCCGAAGACAUCACGAAGCCCGAUAACGAACUCGGCCAAGAAAUAGUGGAUGGUCUGUCUACGCUGCGGGCCCUCCUGCCCAAGUUCGAUCCUGGUCUCUAUCCAUGGGUUAUCGAUCUUAUGCCCAUCAUUGCCAAGGGUCUUCAGUGCCGACUCUCUGUUAUUCGUUACGCCGCAGCCAAAUGUUUCGCUACUAUUUGCAGCGUCAUCACAGUCAAGGGUAUGACCAUGCUGGUUGAAAAAGUGUUGCCAAUCAUCAACAAUGGUCUUGAUGUGCACAAUCGCCAAGGUGCGAUCGAGUGUAUCUAUCAUCUCAUCCACGUCAUGGAAGAUGGAAUCCUCCCCUACGUUAUCUUCCUCGUUGUUCCCGUUCUUGGCCGCAUGAGCGAUUCUGACAACGAUGUGCGUCUUCUGGCGACGACCUCAUUCGCAACCCUCGUCAAAUUGGUGCCUCUCGAGGCCGGUAUUCCUGACCCCCCUGGCUUCUCAGAGGAGUUGCUCAAGGGCCGUGACCGGGAGAGGAAGUUCAUGUCUCAGAUGCUGGAUGUGCGCAAGGUUGAACCUUUCCAGAUCCCUGUCGCCAUCAAGGCUGAGCUUCGACCAUACCAGCAAGAUGGUGUCAACUGGCUCGCUUUCCUCAACCGUUACAACCUCCACGGUAUUCUUUGCGACGACAUGGGUCUGGGAAAGACUUUGCAGACAAUUUGUAUUGUGGCAAGUGACCAUCACAUGCGUGCUGAAGAGUUUGCCAAGAGUCAAUCUACCGACUCUAGGAAGCUUCCUUCCUUGAUCGUCUGUCCGCCCUCCCUUUCUGGACACUGGCAGCAAGAAGUUAAGCAGUAUGCACCAUUCCUCAGUUGCAUUGCUUACGUCGGUCCUCCCUCUGAACGGUCAAGACUUCAACCUCUGUUGGCCAACACCGAUAUCAUUGUCACUUCUUAUGAUGUCUGUCGGAAUGAUAACGAUGUGCUCAGCCCUAUUAACUUUAACUACUGCGUGCUUGAUGAGGGCCACCUGAUCAAGAACCCCAAGGCCAAGAUCACCACCUCUGUGAAGAAAUUGGCAAGCAACCACCGUCUCAUCUUGUCUGGUACACCCAUCCAGAACAACGUUCUCGAGCUGUGGUCACUCUUCGACUUCUUGAUGCCAGGCUUCCUCGGUACCGAGAAGGUCUUCUUGGACCGGUUCGCCAAGCCCAUCGCAGCAAGCCGUUUCAGCAAGUCCUCUUCGAAGGAACAAGAAGCGGGUGCAUUGGCAAUUGAAGCACUGCACAAGCAAGUGCUACCAUUCUUGCUUCGCCGUCUUAAGGAGGAAGUUUUGAACGAUCUGCCACCCAAGAUCAUUCAGAAUUACUACUGCGACCCAAGUGAACUCCAGAAGAAGUUAUUCGAGGACUUCAGUAAGAAGGAACAGAAGGAGCUGGCAGACAAGGUUGGCAGCACAGACCGCUCCGAUAAGGAGCACAUCUUCCAGGCGCUUCAAUACAUGCGUCGUCUGUGUAACUCUCCUGCACUGGUGGUCAAAGAAGGUCACAAGCAGUACAAUGAGGUACAGACGUUCCUGAACACAAAACGAUCAAAUAUCAGAGAUGUGUCCCACGCACCCAAGCUCAACGCCUUGAAGGACUUGUUGGUCGAUUGCGGUAUUGGCCUGAACCCUGCAGCGGAAGGUGAACUGGAUACAGGCGCAAGCUACGUCAGCCCGCACCGCGCACUUGUUUUCUGUCAGAUGAAGGAGAUGCUGGACAUUGUGCAAAAUGAUGUUCUCAAGAAACUGCUCCCAUCUGUUCAGUACCUCCGCCUGGACGGUGGCGUGGAAGCAACUAAACGCCAGGACAUUGUCAACCGUUUCAACACCGACCCCAGUUACGACGUCUUGCUCUUGACCACCAGCGUUGGUGGACUGGGUCUCAACCUCACAGGAGCCGACACCGUCAUCUUCGUUGAGCACGACUGGAACCCACAGAAAGAUAUCCAAGCCAUGGAUCGCGCUCAUCGUAUUGGUCAGAAGAAGGUUGUCAACGUCUACCGUCUGAUCACUAGAGGUACCCUGGAGGAGAAGAUCCUGAAUCUGCAACGAUUCAAGAUCGACGUCGCCUCCACCGUGGUCAAUCAACAAAACGCCGGUUUGGGCACGAUGGACACAGAUCAACUCCUUGACUUAUUCAACCUCGGCGAAACUGCAGAUACAGCCGAGAAACCAAGCGAUCAAAACGGGAAUGAAGUCGACAUGGUCGAUAUCGACGGCGAAGUCAAGGAGAAGGGCAAGAAGGGCUGGCUAGACGACUUGGGUGAGCUUUGGGACGACAGGCAAUACCAGGAAGAAUACAACCUGGAUUCGUUCUUGGAAACCAUGAAGAACUGA